GUCGUGUGCAAGUCUGGGACUAAAGCUGACGUAUGCUACACAAGUGUCACUGUGCUGUAUCGCUAAACGUUUUUGAUCAUCACAGUAGAAAAAGAAACUGGUCAGUUUACUGUGUUAAAUAAUCAUGGUGGCUCAAAACUCAGACACAAGAAGUGAAGCGUAACAAAAAGACAACAACAUACAAACGCUUAAAAAUGAGGGAAAGAACCAAAAGUCAGAAAGAUUUGAUGAAUGAAGAUAAAGUAUUAGAUAUACACACGGCAGUUUACGAUGGAGUUGAAAGUUAUUUUAAUGAUGAAAGCAACUUGUGCAAUAGCAAUGUAAACGCGCAAACUACUAAGGGCUGGACACCGCUAAUGGUUGCGUGUAGUAUAACGGAUCGAACAUCAAUAGCAGAAACACUUUUAAAAGCUGGGGCAGAUGUUAAUUUAAUUAAUAAUGAAGGAUGGACAGCGAGAGAGUUAGCUCAAUUUUUUAAACUUGAUGAGAUUGAGAAUCUAUUCAAGCGGACGGGCGGAUGUUUUAAUGGCGAACCCGUCACGUUGCAUCCUUCACUAAUUACAGAAACAAUCAGACCAGAUUGGUGCAAGUGUGGAUCUUGUCUCCCCCAAGACUGCAAGGAAAAAGAAGUUUGUUGCCAUCAAAUCCGCGACAAGAUUAAAAAGAAGAAGAUGAGGAGAUUUGUGGAAAAAAAAUGCAUCACCACGUCAGGAAGCUUUAAAGACACCUCACUAAAUAAAACGUAUCUGGAUACUAAUUGGAGUAAAUUUAAAUUUGGAUCAAAACCAUGCACUACACCUGAAUACAUUGAACUGGCGUGUAAAGUUUUUAAGAUAAACGUCACGGGUCAGUGCAUCGAAGAAAUGGUCGUUCCGGCAUGUGUUUUACAAGAAACUGAGCUAAAAUUUUCUUCAGAAAAAUGUACACACGAAACGACUGGGUAA
Messenger RNA from Physella acuta, 944 nucleotides. RefSeq lists its product as uncharacterized. The record is from RefSeq and is a predicted model, not a curated record. Lineage: Eukaryota; Metazoa; Mollusca; Gastropoda; Physidae. Gene Ontology annotation, molecular function: protein binding.